AUGAAUUAAUCGAAUGCUUCAUCGUCAAGUGCAAAGUUUUAGAGUGCUAAAUAAUAUUAACUAGAAUCCAUUAAGGUAAAGGAGUAAUAGGAUUAAACAAUAAAUUCAGAAGGAGAUCUAGAAUCUGAGUUUAAUUAGGAUGAAUUCAAUUAGAAAUAAAAUAACAUUUAAAGGAUUUAGAAAUUUGAAGCUUCAGAAUAGGAAGUAGUAUCUAUAGAGGCAAAAAAGGAGAUAGUAUAAGUAGAACAAUUAAAUACUGAGACAUAAGAAGAGAAACCAUUAAAUUUAAAUUUUGUGGGAAUACCAUCAAAUUAAAGAAACAAUCUUUAGACAUAUAAAUCAUCAAAUAGAAAACUUAUACCAAUAAAUUAGCAUAGUCUUAGUUAAUCAAUGAUAUCAAAUAUGACAUUACAUAAUAAAGGAGCAGGUUUUCGUAAAAUAAAUGCAUUCUAUUAUGAUAGAAUAGGAGAUUAGUUAAGUUUAAUAAUAAUGGAGAACAAGAAUGUAAUAAAAUUUAUAGCAAAAGAAACAGUAAUUCCUCUAUUGAUAGCAUUUGUGAUUGAAGUUUUGAUUUUAGUUAUUUAGAAUGAGAUUGGAGAGUAUUGUUUUAUUGAUGGAAUUGAAUGUUCUAGUUAUUGGGUUAGAUUAUGGUCAUUUUUCAAAUAAUAGAUUGUAAGAUUAUCAUUAAUAAUAAACAGCUUUUUAAAUUGGGAAUGGUAUUUUGUAAGGGUCAUAUUUUGUACUAAUUGGUAUUAGGAAAUAGAUUAGUUUAAGCAAAAAAUGGAAGACCUUUGAUGGAAUAUUUUGUUUUAAUACUAAUGACAGUUUUAACAGAUUUUAUUAUGAUAUUUUGGGUUGGAUUUAAUGAAGAUUGGUUGUUUAUAAUUUAUGUAUAUAUCCUUGGUUCUGUUGUAUUUUUUAAUACAUUUAGAAUGAAGACUUGGCCAGGUUAUCUUUUAAAAGGUUUGAGUUAUUUUUUAUAUGAUUUAACAAUAAUUGGAUUACUAUUUGCAUGUUUUAAACUAUUUCCUUAUAUAAAAUAAUCAUUCAAAGAAAUCAAUAUUGUUGCUUGGGAUGAAUAUUAUAUGUUUCUCUAUGCUUUUUUAGACUUAGGUAUGGAAAUAUUCAUGGAUUUAUCACUUUCAAUAACAAAAUAUAGCGAAUUAUAUAUUUAUUAAGGUUAAUUGUUAAUAAUAGGUACAAGAGUUGGAACAUUGAUUUAAGCUGAUAUGGCAAGAUUUGAUUUUUGGUUUUGUUUAUUUUUCUUAAUAAUGUUUAGAAUCAAUAAUAUAUCAAUGGUGUUUACUGUAUUUUUAAGAAGAGUGAUAUAUUAUGCAACACCUGAUAGUUUAAAACCUUUUGUAUCUAUGGAAGAGACAAAUUUAACUAGAAAAGGUAAGAAUGGGGCAUGUUGGGAACAUUUAUUUUGGAUUGUAUAUUAUUAUAUGUUCAUCUUUUCAGGUAGAACUUUUACUUAUUGGGUUUUUGAUAAAUCAUAUAUCUCAAAUGGUAAAUUCGAGACCAACAUUUGGGAUAGAUAUGAAAAAUCAAAUUAUAUGCCUGUUAUAGUAUGGGCAUUUUUAUUGAUACCUGAAUAUGUUGGAUAUAGAUUGAAUAAGUAAAAGAAUUAUGACAAUAUAAAAUUAUUGGGAGGGAAUCAACUAAAAUUUUAUGAAAACUUAUUCAUAAGAAUUUUAGGAACAUAUCUAUUUAAUUUUGCCUUGAUGAGUAAUUUAAUUUGA
Molecule: messenger RNA, 1742 nt
Organism: Paramecium sonneborni
Lineage: Eukaryota; Ciliophora; Oligohymenophorea; Peniculida; Parameciidae
Source: the annotation of a GenBank genome assembly